AUGCAAGAUGCGGAUGACAAGGGGGUGGAUGACAUUCCCAAUACCUCAGCGUCGUUGCCUCAACCAACUGCCUUUUCGCAACCUCGGCCGACAGCGGUCCGAACGCGUACUCAGGAUGUGGUUUCGGAUGCAGCAUCCUUCCGAGAGCUCAUGGUGUCAGAGGCCCUGGUCCGUAGCCUCUUCGCUGCGGGCUUCGAGCGGCCAUCGCCUGUGCAGAAGGCCGCGAUCCCUCUCGGCCGCGUCGGCACGGAUCUCAUCGUUCAGGCCAAGUCAGGAACCGGAAAGACAGUUGUAUUUGCCGUCAUCUGCUUGGAGCGUGUUAAGCCGGAGCUGAAUAGUGUGCAGGCACUCAUUCUGGCGCCCACUCGCGAGAUCGCCAUCCAGAGCGAAGAAGUCAUCCGCACCCUGGCUUCGGAGCUACCGCACCCGGCGUUGACGUCCGCGGUGUUCGUGGGCGGCCUGCCCAUGGUGGACGACGAGAAGAAGCUGCGCAGGUUGUGUCACGUAGCUGUGGGCACUCCGGGCCGCGUGGGGGCGCUGCUGCAGGCCGAGCGGCUGGUGACGAAGUCUCUGGCGCUGCUGGUUCUGGACGAGGCGGACAGCCUACUGGGGGACAGCUUUUACGAGGAUGUGACCUGGAUAUAUGACCAGCUGCCAAAGCGAAAGCAGGUGCUGGCCUUCUCUGCCACGUAUACUUCUGAGCUGCUGGCGGACCUAGAGCCCCUCAUGCGGCGACCACAGCGAGUCAUGAUGUGCUCCGAAACCGUCAGCCUGCUAGGCGUAAAGCAGUUUUAUGCGCUGGUAGCUGCCGACCCCGCGGCUGCCUCGGCUGUGGCUGCCGCGCCGGUAGUGUUCCGGCGCAAGGUGCAGCAGCUGCUGCGGCUGCUGGCCGGCGUGUCAUUCCACCAGGCCGCCGUGUUCUGUAACCACAAGCCCCGCGCGGAGUGGCUGGCGGAGCAGCUCAAUGCCGCGGGGUAUCCGGCCGCCUACCUGUCGGGGGACCGAGCGCAGAGCGAGCGCAUGGAGGCAAUGGCGGCGGUGCGCGGUUUCAAACUGAGGGUGCGUGAGUGCGCGGGCGCGGCGGCAGAGCUUACCCACAAGGGGGCCAGCGACUUAAAGUUUACAGCGCAUAUUAUCCGCCUGUAG
Volvox carteri f. nagariensis is the source of this 1146-nucleotide messenger RNA. RefSeq lists its product as uncharacterized. The record is from RefSeq and is a predicted model, not a curated record. The coding region runs from base 1 to 1146 and encodes 381 amino acids. The transcript has 6 exons. Gene Ontology annotation, cellular component: SMN complex. Lineage: Eukaryota; Viridiplantae; Chlorophyta; Chlorophyceae; Chlamydomonadales; Volvocaceae. Gene Ontology annotation, molecular function: RNA binding; ATP binding; RNA helicase activity. Gene Ontology annotation, biological process: spliceosomal snRNP assembly.